GUAAUAGUAAUCGCAUCAGGGUCAUAUGACAAGCCCGCAGUUCCUCCCAAACAUUACGCUCUAGCAACCGCUCACAGUUCGAGAACGCCGAGAAAAACAAAGCCAAAGUGGUGGAAUUUAUCAGUCGCGGAAAUGUUGGCGCUGAUUAACCGUUUCCUAGACUGGGUCAAGUCCCUGUUUUGGAAGGAGGAGAUGGAGUUAACGCUUGUUGGGCUUCAGUAUUCGGGAAAAACCACGUUUGUCAAUGUGAUAGCUUCUGGACAAUUCAGCGAAGACAUGAUUCCAACAGUUGGAUUCAACAUGCGGAAGGUCACAAAAGGAAAUGUCACAAUUAAGAUUUGGGAUAUAGGAGGACAACCCAGGUUUAGGAGCAUGUGGGAACGGUACUGUCGAGGAGUAAACGCCAUCGUGUACAUGGUGGAUGCAGCGGAUCGAGACAAAGUAGAAGCUUCCAGGAACGAGCUGCAUAAUCUGUUAGACAAGCCACAGUUACAAGGAAUCCCUGUAUUGGUACUUGGUAACAAGAGGGAUCUACCUAAUGCACUGGAUGAGAAACAGCUUAUUGAAAAAAUGAAUUUGUCUGCUAUUCAAGACAGGGAGAUCUGCUGUUACUCCAUUUCCUGCAAAGAGAAAGAUAACAUUGACAUCACACUGCAGUGGCUAAUCCAGCAUUCGAAAACGCGGAGAAGUUGAAAGCCGUGUUUAAGAUUCACGUGCUGACACGUUCCUCUCACACCCAUCCUGCUUACUCUGUGAAACUGUACAGUCGUCGCAUCACACUAUUUCCACCACAGUUGGUCGCAGAUAUCCAUAUCACACCCAUCAUUGCCAAGAGCCAGCCUUCUGAACCUAUCGCUAAAUGAUGUAAGCCUGCAGUUUUCAGCCAACUCCUCCUCCUUUUUGAGAAGAUCUCCCACCUGCUAAAACAAAAGCUCGGCUUUCUCUAUUCUACAAACUAGCUUCAUUUUCUUAAGGGAUUUAAACCUCCAGUCAGUCCUAUUUCCAAAUCAUGGGAAAUUAAAGACAUUUCUGUUUUUUCCUCCCCUCACUAAAGUAUACCAGGUCUUGCUCAUGUGAGAAUGUAAUUGUGUAUGACUGUUGCCUCUCUCUGUCUUGCUCUCUCUUCUUCUGGCCAAAAGAUUUCUCCAGAGAAAGCAGUUUAUUAUAUUUAAUUAAGGAGUGAUUUGAGAAGUCAGCAAAAAUAUCUUGACACGUAUGUACAAAUAUUGAUCACGUAACUAUUUUUUACUAUGUUGAGCAGAAAUAUAUUUAAGUGAAUGUAUUAAAGGGUUAGGUGUAGUCUUUCAUUCAACUCAAUGAUGUCUUGCUGUGGGUAAGCUGGAAGAGAGAGGCAGCAAAGUUCAAAGUGCCUUGUGCAGCAGACGUCACCCUGAAGAGUAACAGUAUGCUAGGUGGGUCUGCCUAGAACCCCAUUCACCUAUAAAGAAAUCAAAACCAAUAUAAUCGGCAUGCUUUUAAGGUAGAUCGUUGUACCAGUUGCUAAUCUGAACAUCUCUGUGAAGAGAAAAAUAUUUGAAGCCCUCACUAUCAAUGCACUUUUGUAAAUAUAUACCAAUAAAUAAUUCUUGACAUCUGAAAGAAAAGCAUAUUUUGUAAAUUAACUCAACCUAAGUAAAUCUCUUACACAACCAAAUUAACAAAGUUAAAGAUGUGUUUCUUGGAGAUUGUUAAAAAUGUUAAUUGUUAUUUUAAUAGUCCAACACCUGUUGAUGAAGUGUCUCGCAUAACUCUAAUAAUUUCAAAUGUUGAAUCCCAAAGUACAUAUGAAUAAAGAAAAAGGCACAUGA
Messenger RNA from Tachysurus fulvidraco (yellow catfish), 1808 nucleotides. RefSeq names its product ADP-ribosylation factor-like 8Ba (gene arl8ba). The record is from RefSeq and is a predicted model, not a curated record. Gene Ontology annotation, biological process: protein transport; anterograde axonal transport. The coding region runs from base 133 to 693 and encodes 186 amino acids. Gene Ontology annotation, molecular function: GTPase activity; GTP binding. Gene Ontology annotation, cellular component: lysosomal membrane. The transcript is spliced from 7 exons. NCBI's taxonomy places the organism in Eukaryota, Metazoa, Chordata, Actinopteri, Siluriformes, Bagridae.